Anopheles marshallii is the source of this 1644-nucleotide messenger RNA. Its product is annotated as zinc finger protein sens. Bases 1 to 1644 code for a protein of 547 amino acids. The transcript is spliced from 5 exons. Gene Ontology annotation, cellular component: nucleus. Gene Ontology annotation, molecular function: DNA-binding transcription factor activity, RNA polymerase II-specific; RNA polymerase II cis-regulatory region sequence-specific DNA binding. NCBI's taxonomy places the organism in Eukaryota, Metazoa, Arthropoda, Insecta, Diptera, Culicidae. The record is from RefSeq and is a predicted model, not a curated record. Gene Ontology annotation, biological process: regulation of transcription by RNA polymerase II.
AUGGCACACUUAUCGCCACCACCAUCACCCCCGGUAGGCCAAACACCACCGGCCGUUAGUGCGCUGAACGCACUGAAUGCUUCGUCGGCGAACCUUAUCCAACGUGCGUCUGCAUUUAGUUCUGUGCUGGGUCAGAAAUGGAAUCCGCGCGAUCUACUUCUGCUGUACAACCCACUGUUCUACUCUGGUGCUGCCUUUCCAUGGCCACAGUUCCUACUACCUCAGCAACCUAUUACACCGGUUUCGCCGAAUUUAAAUACUAGUCGCGACUAUACGCUUACACCCGAGAAGGAAGAGAUCGUCGAUGAGGAUAUGCCGCUCAAUCUGUCGAUGAAGCCGUCCACCUCCACACCAAAUGCUCGUCACACGGGGCUGACCCAUUCGAUCAACAUCUGGUCACCGGCCAGCAUGUGCGAGAAGGAAACGAUAGAUGGCGACAACCAAAGCAACAUCGACAUCGAGAAUGACGAUGACUCGAGCGGCGAUCUCCAGAUCGACGAGUCCUUCGACUCGCACACCAACCACCACCACCACCAUCACCAUCAUCAUCAUCCGCAUCAUCACCCUCAUCAUCUGCACCAAUCGCAGCAGCACCAGCAGGAACAGCGCGAUCGCCAGCGCGAGACGGCACGCAUUCUGACGGAGUACAACAGCUUGCUGCUGAACGGUGCCAGCAGACAGUCGGGCGGUUCCCGAACACCGCAGGACUACUUCAACUACAGCAAAAUCAGCAAAGGCUAUUUUACGCACCUGCAGCAGCAGCAGAAAAACCUGGAGAUACUGCGCCAAAAUCGGACCGAUCUGUUCGUGAUCAACGGUGGCACGGGUAACGAUAACAACAACAAGGAAGGUGUCAAGAACCAAAACACGGCCCACAGUGCUAGUGCGGGUGUGCGUAUGUGCGGUGGCAGCGUUAGUGCCGGGGUGGGAACUAGUGACAGUGAUACGACCGGUGAACAGUUCGGUUACGGCAAGUCGGAGGUGAUGGUUGGCUCCGCUGCUGCUGCUGCCGCUGCUUCCGCUCGACCCGAUUCCACCCAACCCCAUUCGGACAGUCCGUACGGAAGCUCGAACGAUUCUUCCUCCCAUGGCCAUUCACAUUCGAUCGUUAGUACACCGACGGGAGAGGGCAAGAAGAGUGUUAAGCUGUAUCAGUGCAAACAGUGCGGCAAAACCUUCAAACGUUCCAGCACGCUCUCGACUCAUCUGCUGAUCCACAGUGACACCCGGCCAUAUCCCUGCCAGUACUGUGGCAAGCGGUUCCACCAGAAGUCCGACAUGAAGAAGCACACGUACAUCCACACCGGUGAAAAGCCUCACAAAUGUGUCGUCUGUCUGAAGGCGUUCAGUCAAAGCUCUAAUCUCAUCACGCACAUGCGCAAACACUCCGGCUAUAAGCCGUUUUCGUGCGGGCUCUGCGAUAAGGCGUUCCAGCGCAAGGUGGAUCUGCGGCGGCAUCGGGAAGGUCAGCAUAACGAGCCCGGCACGGUUGCCAGCCCGAUCGAUAUGGUUCGGUACGAGGUGCCGAAGCUAAACCACAGCCACACGGGCAGCGAACCGGACGAUAUGAUGGAGGAGACCACCACCGUACCGGACUACCAUGCCGACAUCAAGAUGGAGCAGGUCAGCAGCAGUUGUUCCUGA